Messenger RNA from Hibiscus syriacus, 1917 nucleotides. RefSeq lists its product as uncharacterized. The record is from RefSeq and is a predicted model, not a curated record. Gene Ontology annotation, molecular function: nucleic acid binding; zinc ion binding. Lineage: Eukaryota; Viridiplantae; Streptophyta; Magnoliopsida; Malvales; Malvaceae. The transcript has 6 exons. The coding region runs from base 169 to 1557 and encodes 462 amino acids.
ACAAAUGAAAUAUUUAUUAAAAGAAAACCUCGAAGAUGUGUCCCAAAAACAGAAGUAAAAGCCGCUAUCACAGCCACAGCCCUAGAAGAUUUGAUAUUCGUCGUAUAAGUCGUUCGCCGCUCAGAAGGUCCCCCGGGUAUUGUAUAUGGUUAGUUUGUUUUAAUAUCAAUGGCAGGCAGACCAGACCCAGAUAUCGAUGAUGAUUUCAGUGAACUUUACAAGGAAUACACUGGUCCGAUAGGGUCCGCAGCUUCCAAGGCACAAGAUAGGGUGAAAGAAAACAAACGUCCUCAUGCUGGUUCAAAUGAGGAAGAAGAACAGCCUGACCCUAAUGCGGUGCCCACUGACUUCACCAGCCGGGAAGCUAAGGUUUGGGAGGCUAAAUCCAAGGCUACUGAGAGGAAUUGGAAGAAGAGGAAAGAAGAAGAAAUGAUUUGCAAAAUAUGUGGAGAAUCAGGCCACUUCACUCAGGGUUGUCCCGCCACUCUCGGAGCAAAUCGCAAGUCUCAAGAUUUUUUUGAAAGAGUACCCGCUAGAGACCCACAUGUAAGAGCUCUUUUCACAGAGAAAGUUAUUCGGGGGAUCGAGAAAGAUAUUGGCUGCAAAAUCAAAAUGGAUGAGAAAUUUAUAAUUGUUAGUGGUAAGGAUAGGUUAAUAUUGAAAAAGGGUGUGGAUGCUGUACACAAAGUAAAGGAUGAAAGUGAUCAACGGGGUUCUAGUUCUCGCAUGAGCAGAUCAAGGUCCCCUGAACGAAGUCCUGUUGGUGCACGGUUGCGACGCCCUGAAUCACAAAGGGCUCAUUUAGGGCCACAUAAUUCACCACACUUCCAACAACGAUUUGGUAGGCAAGAUAAGGCUGUGGAAGACCGUGUCCGUGAUGAUCUACGGAAAAUUUCUAGAGAUUCUCCGCAAGCUUAUGGUAAUGAUGGAGCUAGAGGACACUCGAGCCACUCUAAAUCCCCAGGUCGUUUGCCUUAUGUGGGUAACUCAUUUAAUAACUAUGAGGGUCAUAAUCGAAACAUGGGAGCUUAUAGAACUGAUGGAUGGGAUACUGGGAGACGGGGAUCUGAUUUGCAAUCUGGCAAUCAGUUCGAAUACCAUGCCUUCCCUCAAACGUUAGAUGAGUUGGAGUUGGAAUAUAAGAGAGAGGCAAUGGAACUUGGGAGAAUUCGUGAUAAGGAAGAAGAUGAAGAGAAUUAUAAGCAUCGGGAGACAAUCAAUGAGAUGAGAGAGAACUACACCAAGAAAUCAGCUAUACUGAGGGACACACAUGUAAAACAGUGGGAGGAGUUUCUUCAAUUGGAUGCCCAGAGGCGUCAGCAACAGGCACGGCAACAAAUGUCUGCCUCAGGCUUUGGUGGUUAUAAACAGCAGGCUUAUUCUGAAUAUGAUGAAUCAUCAGUCCAUUCUCAUUAUGCUGGAGCUAGUUUACCCGUGGAUUCUAGGGGCAGGUACCCAAAUCCUAUGGAAAACUAUUCCUCCAGGCUUCAUGACUCUUAUGGUGUGUUUCAGCAUCAGAGGCGUGAAGAUUUUGGGAAAGCUUACAAUCGAUACUAAAUCGAUUUAAUGGGCUUGAUUAGGGUCCAUCAUAACUUGGUCGGUAAGGGAGUAAUACAAUGGUGAGCUCAAGUCUAGGAAAGUAUGUUGGCUCUGUAUCGGAGUUGAGAUGGGAACACUGACUCUUUGAAUAUCUUAUUUCAGUUUGUUCCAAUUUCGAUUUUGUAAUUUGGCUCUUAAGAAUGUCGGACGAGGUUUUGGUUUUUAGCUAGAGUAGCUACGUUCGGGAAUAAACCUUGUCUCGAAUUGUUGUUUAUUUGCAUUAGCUAGUGGACUCGACAUUUUAAAGAACAUGAGGAAAUUUCUCGCUGUUUUUGUAUGGUUGGACCAAUUAUUAGCACCCAGUGUGUCAUUAUGGAG